GUACACACAAAAACUGACUGGGAAACAUUCAAUAGCUGAGUAGCUACACACAUUUCACUGCAUUUGUUUCUAGCAACAACAUAAUGGCAGCAAGAUAUGACAGGGCGAUCACUGUGUUUUCUCCUGACGGUCACCUUUUUCAGGUGGAAUAUGCGCAAGAGGCUGUGAAGAAAGGCUCCACCGCUGUGGGCAUCAGGGGCAAAGACAUUGUUGUCCUUGGCGUUGAGAAGAAGUCAGUGGCCAAGCUGCAGGACGAAAGAACAGUCCGCAAAAUAUGCACCCUAGACGACCAUGUCUGCAUGGCAUUUGCAGGCCUGACAGCAGAUGCCCGCAUCGUGAUCAACAGAGCUCGUGUGGAGUGCCAGAGUCACCGGCUCACUGUGGAGGACCCAGUGACCGUGGAGUACAUCACACGACAUAUCGCCACCCUGAAACAGCGCUACACUCAGAGCAAUGGACGCAGACCGUUUGGAAUCUCUGCCUUGAUCGUCGGUUUUGACUGUGAUGGGACCCCCAGGCUCUAUCAGACUGACCCCUCUGGAACUUACCACGCAUGGAAGGCAAAUGCGAUUGGCCGUAGUGCUAAGACGGUAAGGGAGUUCCUGGAGAAGAACUACACAGAUGAAGCCAUCGCCACUGACAAUGAGUCGAUAAAGCUUGCCAUCAAAGCCUUGCUUGAGGUGGUUCAGUCUGGUGGGAAGAACAUUGAACUUGCUGUAAUUAGAAGAAACCAGCCACUGAAGUUAUUGGAGUCCAAAGAAAUUGAGACUCUGGUGACUGAGAUAGAGAAAGAGAAGGAAGAUGAGGCAGAGAAGAAAAAACAGAAGAAGUCUACUUGAAGUCAUAAUACAACUCUGGCUUUCAUUAGCACUUGCUUAAAGGCAGCAUAUUUGGUCUGCUAACAUCAAAAUGUGUUUUCUAGCCCAAAAACAGCUUUCAUGUCACACGCUAAGGGCAGAAUCUUAACUUGAUGUCGGUUGAAUUAGUCACAUCUCACAUUGCCAUCAAUGCAUUGUUUAUGUGGAAAUCUAAGUCAAAUGUAUGGAUCUCAAGUUAGGAUUCAGACCUACAAUGAGGUCUCCCCUCUGCCCACUUAAGGUAUGUUGUUGAACUUUGAAGUGAAUGUUAUUGGAUCAAAAUGCUUAAUAAAGUCAACAUGUUCAUUUAC
Oncorhynchus masou masou (cherry salmon) is the source of this 1168-nucleotide messenger RNA. Its product is annotated as proteasome subunit alpha type-7-like. The record is from RefSeq and is a predicted model, not a curated record. Gene Ontology annotation, cellular component: proteasome core complex; proteasome core complex, alpha-subunit complex; nucleus. Bases 84 to 839 code for a protein of 251 amino acids. The transcript has 7 exons. Gene Ontology annotation, biological process: proteasomal protein catabolic process; ubiquitin-dependent protein catabolic process. NCBI's taxonomy places the organism in Eukaryota, Metazoa, Chordata, Actinopteri, Salmoniformes, Salmonidae.